Molecule: messenger RNA, 1443 nt
Organism: Drosophila subpulchrella
Lineage: Eukaryota; Metazoa; Arthropoda; Insecta; Diptera; Drosophilidae
Gene: Gr47a
Exons: 2
Coding region: 14-1099 (361 amino acids)
Biological process (GO): sensory perception of taste
Cellular component (GO): membrane
Source: RefSeq, a predicted model, not a curated record
GCCAGUUUUCAAGAUGGGACCAACUAGCUCGCAAAUUUAUAGUUUAAUCACAAAGUUUACGGCUCUCAAUGGACUCAAUACUUACUAUUUUAAUGCGCAGAAGAAUGGAUUUAGGGGCACCUUGGAGCUGAAGAUAUACUGCCUGAUACACCACAUUCUCUGUGUUUUGGCCUUGGGAUGGAUGCUUUAUAUGACCGCCGGUAAUAUGAGGAUUUGUGUGACUGUUCUUACGAUGGGUGGAACUUCGGCCUUCUGCAUGCAGUUCUGUUGGCAAAAAACCCAGGGCAUAAGAAAAUUGGCCAAUGGACUAAUCAAGAUGGAGCAGAGAUAUUUCACUGGAAAACCAAGCGGAUCUCUUUUGAAGUACCGAUUUUACAUGAAAAUCGUCUUUGCUUCACUAACCCUGCUGCGCAUUCAUCUAUUUUAUCCCAUUUAUCUGAAGAGACUGUUACCAUCUUACUUUUAUCUGAAUUUGGUAUCUUGUUGGCUGGUCUACAACAUGCUUUUGGCAGCUGUUCUUGUUCUGUACGUGUUUCUUUGGCAAAUAAGUCGCAUUCAAAAGCUUAUAAAUGAGCAAAUGGAACUGAUAUUAAACAGAUCGAGACAGAGAAAUCGCUUAAAGAAAAUGCUACACUGCCUUAAACUGUAUUCAAAACUUCUGGUGCUAAGCGAUCAGGUAAAUUUUGAAUUUGGAUAUAUUUCGGUGUGCGUUCUGGCCUGCAAAAGUUGGUUGCAAAUUACCUACGGCUACGAGAUAUUCCAGAUACUGGCUGCCCCAAAGUCCAUCGAUACAAGUGUGGCAAUGAGAGUGUUUGUAAUACUCAGCUACAUUUUGGAUGCAUUCAAUCUUUUUGUUGGAACAGACAUUGCUGAUAUCUUCACCAAUUAUAGAGCUGACUCGCAGCGGAUUUUACGCGAGACAAAUCGCAUGGAACGAUUGGUCUCCAUGUUCACCUUGAAGCUGGCCCUAUAUCCCAAGCAGGUCGUCUUUCUCAACGUGUUUACUUUGGACCGAAAGCUGACUCUGGCGCUUAUGGCCAAGUCGACGUUGUACACAAUCUGCUGGCUGCAAGGCGACUACAACAAACUAAAGGCAUAGACCGUCGAAUCCGCAUUCAAAGCAAAUCCUCCGGUUCUAAGAGUUUAUUAUACGAGGCACAUGAGUUUGUCUGGACUACGGACACAAAGCAAAAAACCAAGGCACAUGCACAACUUGAACCGAACCAAACAAACAUUUACAUAUAUGUGUAUUCAGUAAAUAUAUAAUGGAAAAAUCAACGACAAUGCAUCCAAAUUCAGAGCCACAAACCAAGGAGCUGUGCACAAUGACGAUUGGUUGGGUGAUGAUGAUGAUGGUGAGGAAGGAUUGGCUAAGGUUGCACAAUAGCUGACUAAAAUGUAGGUAUUGUAUGAUGGAUUCGAAUAUAACACUACCCAGUGCGA